This is a messenger RNA of Microdochium trichocladiopsis, 600 nucleotides long. RefSeq lists its product as uncharacterized. The transcript has a single exon. The coding region runs from base 1 to 600 and encodes 199 amino acids. Lineage: Eukaryota; Fungi; Ascomycota; Sordariomycetes; Xylariales; Microdochiaceae. The record is from RefSeq and is a predicted model, not a curated record.
AUGACGGGUAUACCGGGCGAGAUACCGGACUAUGGGCCCUCGACUGCUGGCCACGUCUCGUACACCAUGCCCGAGUGCAUCUCGUGCGGAUGCGACACAUGUACGGCGACAAGCACGUUCGUCACAUCGUAUCCGGCCUUCUGCCCAGGGCAGAAGAGCGGGUUUGGCAGCGACAAGCCCGGCUUUACCGAGCAGACUUACACGGUGACGGAGACAUAUGUCGGUGUUUCCAGCGUGCCGCAGUUUGCUUCGGCCACGGACGUCCCUUUUGGCUUCACAAUCUCGGUGGCGACCUGCACGGCGUGCAGCCACGCUGCCAACCAGGGAGGCAACGGCCCCGUGGUCAUCGAAACAAUGACAUAUCCGCAGGACAGCACGCCCUUUGCAAUCAACUCGGCAUGCGCGGAGCAGUGCGACGACGACGCGGCUUCGGUCUCACAGGCGGGUGGGGGCACGACCAGCAUGCCGGCGCUGGUGACGGGCAACGGGACGGCGCCACCGGUCUUGGUGACGGUGAGCGGAACGGUGACGAGCAAAGGCCAUGCGCGCUGGGCGGCAAUCAUGUUGGGUUCUGCGGCGAUUAUCGCCCUGUCCUUGUAG